AUGGUUGCCAUUUGUCGACGAGCGGGAAUGCCCGCACAGAUGGCCUUUGACCACAUUGGUGGUAUGCUCCUUUCUUGUUAUCAUGACUGGUACCUUGCGCUAGCAGACCUACCCAGUUGGGGCCAGAGUGUCGAUUCGGAGGUCCAACAAUACAUUCGUGGAGUACAAAAUGUUGUCAAAGCUAAUCUUCACUGGAGCUUUCGUUCCGGACGGUACUUUGGAGAGGCGAAUGAAGAGGUCCGAAAGACCGGCAUCGUAACCGUGCAGCCACAGAGUGCCGAUGUUGAGCUAUCAAUUCUCUAA
Messenger RNA from Aspergillus oryzae RIB40, 303 nucleotides. RefSeq lists its product as uncharacterized. The record is from RefSeq and is a predicted model, not a curated record. Lineage: Eukaryota; Fungi; Ascomycota; Eurotiomycetes; Eurotiales; Aspergillaceae. Bases 1 to 303 code for a protein of 100 amino acids. The transcript has 2 exons.